GACAAAGGAUUGAAUCUGCACAAUGAUGCUGACACAGAGGAAUGGAUAAGCAUCGCCUGGCAUGUUUGACGAUUCGCGAGAUACGUGGUGCGACGUAUUAUGCUGUCGUGAAACGGGUAUCGAACCUGAACACCAAGCGUGACCGACCGGAAACUGAAACCGGAACUAUAGAGAACCUAUUUCAAUUCAUUCUACUCCUAGUGCUCCAGUGACAAUCGUUCAGUUCACACUUCGUACUCAGUCGAGACUGGUAUUUUGGUUUCACGUAAUGCGGGAUUUCGUUUGCCGUAAAAUUAUUUCAUAUACAGAGUUGGAAGUGGAAAUUAAAUUUUAGUGUUGACGUAGAUUUUACUAAAAUUAAAGAAUGUAUUGGCUGUUGGUGAUGUUAUGGUUUUUGGAAACGAGAGGAGCCACUUUGUAUAACGGAGGCCCAAUAUUGGGGGAACAGAUCGAUCUAGUUGACGUUCCGGAAGAUAUUCAGACCGGCACCCCUCUACCGGAUUGGCUUGGAUCUACUCCGGAUCGAGAUGCAGAUCAUUCCAAUCCCAGUAGUCCUGUAGGUCCAUUGGAUGCUAUUAGUCCUGAUGCACCCGAGGAUCGGAGUGGUAUUGAUUUUAGAGAACGGGAACCUUUGGAUGAGAUAGAACAUAUAGAACCUAAACAAUGGUCUGAUAGACCAGAUAUAGUUCCCACUAGAGGCACGUUUCCGUCCUCUACUCAAUCUACCCCAAGGAGAGUUCCUGAUCCCACUACACUUGCACAGAAAAAUCCUUCAACUCAGAGAUAUCCUGUGGUCACAAUACCGCCACCCACCGCCACUGUGGAUGAAGUCUUUUGCGAUUUUGGUCCAUUACCGGUACAAUCUCUUUGCGAAUGGCAAAAUGGCAAAGGUGCUCUAGAAUGGGUUCCAGGUACAGGAUUGGGUACGAAUUGGCUAGGAGGGCCAUCUACGGAUUCAACGGCAGGAACAAUAGAGGGCGGUUACGCUUUCAUCGAAACCUCUCAAUUACCUGCAAAGGAUUUGAAAACUAAAAGUCCUGGUGGUCUACUGCACAGUCCUCAGUUGGGAAGCACCGGUGUCUCUGGAACUUGUUUUAUGUUUAAAUAUGCAAUGGAUGGACUCAGUUCAGCAGGACUCAGAGUACUGCUUCAUACGGGGGUGGAUGAGAAUUCCAUAAAGAAAGAGCGACCCGAAGAAUCGCCUAUAGAAAAUGCCACAAACAUUUCCAAUUGCAAUCCGCCAACCGCACUGAGCGAAGAACGUGUUCUAUGGCACGCACAAUACUAUAUGCUGGGCACUUGGCAACAGGCCCAGAUUCUCUACACCUAUCCAGAUAUACACUCGCUAAUCAUCGAAGGAGUUCCAGUUGACGUGGGGGAUCCUUCCCGUCUCUACAGAGGAUAUAUAGCCAUUGAUGAUAUAGAUCUUCAGCCUGGAGCCGCUUGUACGGGCUUCUGUAAUUUCGCUGGUGGCUUCUGCGACUGGAACAAUGACGUCGACGAUGAUUUUGAUUGGACCAUCAGUCGUGGCAGCGGAAAUCCAACGACCGGACCAGCUAUGGAUAGCUCCAGUGACCGUGCAACUGCUGGAGGCUAUGCUUUCAUAGAUUCUAGUUUCCCAAGACGGCCUGGCGAUGUAGCCAAGCUUAUCAGCACAAGUUUCCCGGCUACUGGGCCCGACACUCCUAUGUGCAUGCACUUUUGGUUUCACAUGUUCGGCUCCGGAAUUGGAACAUUAAAGAUCUACGUUAGACACUUUCGCAGUUUGGAUGCGCAACUUCAUGAUAUUUGGGGUCUUAGCGGUAACGCUGGAAAUGCGUGGUUCAUGUCGGAAGUCACUGUUAGUUCUUUGGAUGACUUUCAACUCAUCUUUGAAGCAUCGGUUGGUAAUACAGGAAUGGGUGAUAUAGCUAUUGAUGAUAUUACAUUUACCCAAGGAGUGUGUCCAGUCUCACCACAAGUUGCCGCACCGAUAAUCAGGGAUUGUACUUUUGAAGUGGAUGAGUGCGAUUGGAUCAAUUCUAGGGAUCCAGAUCGUGUGGAAUGGGAAAGGGUGGCCAGUCAGGUUUUAAGUCCUAGAAAUCAAAGAAAACCGUACAGCAAUGGACAUACGGUUAGUCGACGCAAUGAAUACUUUCUGGGAUUAGGUCGCGCUCGUGGUGGACCAAGGAGUAACAGUGGAGGAACCGCACAAUUAGUUAGUCGUGAAACGAAAGGAUCCAAUGAACCAAUGUGCAUUACUUUCUGGUAUUUCAUGUUUGAGGCGUUUAUUGAUUCAACAGGACCAAGUUUAGGUGUACUUCGAGUAUUCGUACAACCUGUCGGUGAGACUUUAAUUGGUUCUAAGCCGAUCUGGCAAUUAUACAACAACCAAGGUCCCACGUGGAAUUACGGGCAGGCGAAUAUCAAUGAAAGAAGAAACUUUAAUGUUGUCUUUGAAGGUACCUGGGGUCCCAAUAGAGCCAGUGGUAGUAUUGGAAUUGAUGAUAUAGCCUUCUAUACUGGCAAUUGUACUGUGCGACCAAUCAGCGCAAUGGUCAAAGCGGAAGAUUGUAGUUUCGAAAAAGGACUGUGCGGUUGGGAAAAUAUAACCUCUAUAGGAAGCGAUCGUACUGUGACAUGGCAGCAAGCAUUUGCAGCACACAGACCAGCUCAGCUAUUGGAUAAAACGUUUGGAGCCACUGGAGAUUUUGUAUUUUUUGAUAUCUUUACGAAUAAUCAAAAAUUGUCAGAGGUUCAAUUACGUUCUCCAGUAAUUGGUGUCUCGCCGGAUACGGAAGCAAUCUGUUUCACAUUUUGGUUCGCUGCUUUUGGUGUUGAGGAAUCUACGACUUUACGCAUCAUCAAAAUUGGAGUCGAUGACGGCGCAAAUGAAAAUAAAAACGGCAAUGCCAAUGGAAAUGGCGAUUCAGAGAGGGAACUGCUGUGGUCAUUGACGGCUAAAGGUUUCAACAAUCCUAGGCCGGUGUGGACAGCAGCUCAAGUUACUAUAGAAGCCAGAGCACCGUAUCGUUUGAUUUUGGAAGGAAGUGCCAGUAAUGGAGGUUUUGCCAUAGACGAUAUCAAAUUCCAGUCGCAAGCAUGCCCAAUUCGACCUGUCGCUGCUCAACCGGUUGCCAGUAAUUCGUAAUAUUAGUCAAAACAUCCAAGAUACAUAUAUUAAGGGGACUGGGAACUUCGUAUUAUCAUAUGGGUAAAAUGUGAGCAAAAAUCCUACAUAUGAUAUUGAUGGAAAUUUUUUUUCAACCCGGCGCUAGUCAUCUGCUAUUUUCAAACAAUUUUGGUAAUUAAACCAGAAAAUACAAUAUUGCAUAUAACAUGUAUGUUAGUUGUAAUUUCCCAUUCAUUUUCAUAAUGUCAAUAUAACAGUGCUGUUAUAAUGGCGUUAUGUAUUUGAAUGCAAAAUUACACUGACAUGUAAUAUUUUGUUUGCUGAGUAUUCCCCCGGAUUAAAUUUUUGAGUCCAGUUUUCAAUAAACGCAGAUAUAUUUUGGGUUUUCUUAUUAUAGCUUUAGUGAAGUCCAUACUGCACAUUGAUUGUGUCGUUUAACUUAAUAAUGACAUAUGGGCUUGUCAGAUACGGGAUCAUAAUUUAUGUCGAUACUUUAGUGGCAUAUUGAAAUCGGACGCUGAAGUAACUUUAUUACUCCAAGAUGACUAACAAUGGAUUACGCGAAAUUGAGAACAUAUUCUGCAAGGCGCAUUUUGACCCUACGUUUGCAACUAUUCAUCUAAAACUGAGCGAGACGUCUGAUCCGAAAAUGUUCAUCUGUGUCAAGUUCAAUGUCGAGUUGGAUCCACUGUUUCCAUUAGUUUUUGCUUAAUCAUUGCAAAGUGGCACCAAAAUGAUUGUUAAUAGAAAAUGUGUCAGCCACUCCGCUUAGGGAAAGAAUUUCCAUAAAAAUUGUGUUAUUUCCAAUUUUCGUGACCAAAAACUGUACACUGCCAUUCAUGCUCUUCUUCCUCUUGUGGCAUUUUUAAUUGACACAAUUCUCUUAUAGCAGGUAUAAAGCUUAGUUUUGCAUAAGUGCGACCCUUCACUACAUCACAUUUGCAGUAGUUUUGAAAUUUAUCAUUGGUACUGCACCAACAUGGCCGUGUCUCGUUUAGUUGCAUGCAGAUAAAUAUUAAUACACUGAUGCUCGCAGUAUCGGCUGUAAGUUCCGUGCCUUUGAUGACUAUAGAAAAAUUUUCCAAUUAAAAGCGUAUCAGAUUACACGUUACACAAAGCAAGAAAUUCUGUCAAUCCAAAAUGCUAAUAAGAUGUGUACAACAAAUGUUUUUUAUGUUAAUUAUAACGCCACCUGUAAUAUAUGUAUAAUCAAUAAAACUACGAAUAGUGAUCACAUCUC
This is a messenger RNA of Cephus cinctus (wheat stem sawfly), 4352 nucleotides long. RefSeq names its product MAM and LDL-receptor class A domain-containing protein 1. Gene Ontology annotation, cellular component: membrane. The record is from RefSeq and is a predicted model, not a curated record. The transcript has 10 exons. The coding region runs from base 365 to 3130 and encodes 921 amino acids. NCBI's taxonomy places the organism in Eukaryota, Metazoa, Arthropoda, Insecta, Hymenoptera, Cephidae.